Messenger RNA from Parastagonospora nodorum SN15, 144 nucleotides. RefSeq lists its product as hypothetical. Bases 1 to 144 code for a protein of 47 amino acids. NCBI's taxonomy places the organism in Eukaryota, Fungi, Ascomycota, Dothideomycetes, Pleosporales, Phaeosphaeriaceae. The record is from RefSeq and is a predicted model, not a curated record. The transcript is spliced from 2 exons.
AUGCACAACAACAUUCCCUACAACACAGCUCCUACUACCAAAGCCGCGGCCCUUCGCCGCCCAGAAAUAUGCAAGAACAUCCUCGUCCAGGCUACUACCUCAAUGAGUAUAGGUCAGUGUCCUCAAGUCUACAUGGUAUUGUGA